GAGGAAAACGUGGAUUUGUUGAUGUCGAAUUGUUAUUUAAAUGAAAUAAAACAUUAAUACUCAUUUACCAUGACUUCUAAAAUAGAAAACGUUAAAUCCAAUCUCGAAAUGUCACUUAAAGUUAUACGGAUGUACGACUGGCUUUUGGAUUUAUAUGUUUUGGACUUCUUCGUGGAUGAUCACUGGAACAAACUUCCGAGUACGUGGCGCAAAACUUUCGAACAUAUGGACCCACAAGAAUUAGGACACAUUCUUAGCAACAGACCCACAAACCAAUUACUACCACUAUCAUUCUUAGCUCUAAUCAAAACUAUAGAAGCAUUAACAAUACUUAGAGGGAGACAAAACCAAAAUAUAAACAAAAAAGUUACUACAACUAAUUUAGAUAGUUGUAAAAAUCAUCCGAAAUUAAAGAAUUUGUUUUUAAAACACGUUAAAUUGAAGAAGAGACAUGAGAUAAGCUUGAUGGCUGAUGUUGUGGUGGGCACAGCUUUGCAAAGUAACUGUAAUUCUGUGAUAGACUUUGGUUCGGGUUUGGGACAUUUGGUACGAGUGUUGGCAUACAGAGAUGACUUGUAUGCAGCUGGGAUAGAGUGCCAGGGACAACUCACGGAGGAGGCUAGAAAACUCGACUUGCAACUAGAAUACACAGUGAAAAAGCAUUUAUCAGCUGAAGCUGUAAGCAAACUACGGCGCCCUCUACACUUGAACAUGACACUAUCAAACCACGACCAACUACGUAAUCUCCCUCUACCGGACUGCAUGCACAACUAUGGUCUGAUAGGUCUACACCCUUGUGGUGACUUAGGACCAUUAUUACUUAAACACUUCAUAAAUUCAGAGAAUAUUAAGUUUAUUUGUGUGGUUGGUUGUUGUUUUAUGAAGCUCAGUUGUGAUGGAGAGAAUCAAGGGUAUCCAAUGAGUAGAUAUGUGAAGAGUUUGGAUAGUAAACUGUCAUACCCAAGUAGAGAGAUUGCUUGUCAUGCUAUUGAGGUGUAUUGUGAGAGGCUGUGCAAAGGGAAUUAUGAAGACUUGAAGAUACAUGCAUACAGGGCAGCUUUAGAAAGGAUAUUAGUAGACCAUGACCCUAAAUUAAAACAUGCACCAGUGAGGAGCAUCAAACACUCAGAUACCAUGACAUUUGAAAAGUACUGCCUCCAAGCUCUGGAGCGCAUCAACGUGCCACUGCCGACGUCACCAGCAGUACUGAGACGAGGUUAUGAAGACCUGGCACAAUGGCGACGCGUGGUCGUCGUGUAUACGCUAAGACUUGCGCUCGCGCCGCUUGUGGAGACAGUCGUUUUGUUGGAUAGAGUGCUCUAUGUUUUGGAACAUGGUAUAUCAUGUGAAAUUCGGCCAGUCUUCGAUCCAAAACUGUCGCCUAGAAACCAUAUUAUUAUAGCAAAAAGAUUAUAAGUACCUAGUAGUUUUUAAGAAAAUAUGAUUAAUAUUGUAUGAAAAAAUAAACUGGCAUCUGAACAAAAAA
This is a messenger RNA of Helicoverpa zea (corn earworm), 1486 nucleotides long. Its product is annotated as methyltransferase-like protein 25B. The transcript is spliced from 6 exons. NCBI's taxonomy places the organism in Eukaryota, Metazoa, Arthropoda, Insecta, Lepidoptera, Noctuidae. The record is from RefSeq and is a predicted model, not a curated record. Bases 70 to 1416 code for a protein of 448 amino acids.